AUGGCUGUGGGCUUUCAAAACCAAGGGAAUUCUUGUUCAGCCAACAGUGCUUUACAGUGCGUUGUUCACACUCCAGAGCUCUCUAGCUUCUUCUUGAAAUCAGACAACGUAAGAGGGCCAAAGCUGACAAAUCCGAGCGUCCAGCAGGACGCACAGGAGUAUCUCGAUUUUCUUUUGGGUGCCCUGGAUCAAGAAUUCAAGAAGCAAGAGAAUCCUCCUAAAGGAAAAAAGGUGCGGCCAGAGCUCCCCUCUCCAGUCGCAGAUUUCUUCGAGGGCCAAACCAAAUCCACAGUGAAAUGCCCGAAGUGCUCCAACAUGGUCUCCUCCACGCCUGAAUCUUUCACCUCUCUCUCGCUGCCAGUCCAUGAGAUGACGCAGCCGGUUUCUCUGGAAUCAUGCAUCCGGGAGUACACCAAAGACGAUGUUUUGGAUUCCUGGCACUGCCCAAAGUGCAAGAGAAACCAAAAGGACGCUGUCAAGAAACUGGAGCUUGGGAAGCUCCCACGGAAUUUGAUCCUCCAUUUGGCAAGGUUUAAGUGCGAUUCUUCGGGGAGUGUGGAGAAGAUCGACACCACGGUGGAGUUUCCACAGAUUUUGACACUUUGGGAACAGGAGUACAAACUGUAUGGAUUGAUUAACCAUAUGGGAGACUCCGACUAUGGGCACUACACGGCAACCAUCAAACUCCCAAAUGGAAAGUGGUACAGCUUUGACGAUGAGGUGGUGGAAGAGAUUUUUGAGCUAUCGAGGUGCUCGAGCGAUGCAUACAUUUUGUUCUAUCACAAAACAAGUGUGUGAGAAUUACAGUACAUAUUUACACGA
Selaginella moellendorffii is the source of this 822-nucleotide messenger RNA. RefSeq names its product ubiquitin carboxyl-terminal hydrolase 2-like. The transcript is spliced from 2 exons. Gene Ontology annotation, biological process: protein deubiquitination. Gene Ontology annotation, molecular function: cysteine-type deubiquitinase activity. Lineage: Eukaryota; Viridiplantae; Streptophyta; Lycopodiopsida; Selaginellales; Selaginellaceae. The coding region runs from base 1 to 798 and encodes 265 amino acids. The record is from RefSeq and is a predicted model, not a curated record.